UUCCACCCGGACCAAAUUCAUAGUUACUCUGUAGAUGGAUUUACCCGAAUAAGUGAGCUGAAAAAAAGAACUGUCUUUAAACAGCAACAAUAAUAAAAUAUUUUCCAGACCUUUCACCGGAUAUAAAUAUUUGGUGCGGGUUUUUUUUAUAUUUGUUGUUUUUAUUUUGUCUCAUUUGCGCCUUUUCGUGUCGAAAGAGAAGAAAUUCGCGUUGAAUUUCAGAAAAGACAGAUAAAUAAAACAGAAGGGAGGAUGUUUGUGAGUUCGUGGUGGAGACGUGCACUCUGACAGCAGGGCACUAAAGGAAAUGGAAGUGCUCUUGGUUGGAGAAGGAAACUUCUCGUUCUCGGUGGCUGUGUGUGAAUCUGGUGAUGUUCACAGCAUCAUCGCCUCCUGCUUACAAACCGAGCAGCAAGCUGUGGCCCAGGAACACGCAGCCCACAACAUCCAGCACCUCCGAGACCGAGGCUGUACAGUGCUUUUCGAGGUCGACUGCACCAGCCUGCACGAGCACGAGGUCAUCCGGCGGCGUGCCUACGACCGUAUCAUUUUCAACUUUCCUCACUGCGGGCGGAAAAGCGGCGUCAAGAAGAACCGCGCUCUCCUGACCAAAUUCUUCCUGAGCUGCGCUGAAGUGCUCAAGGCCGACGGAGAAGUGCACGUGGCUUUAUGCAACGGCCAAGGAGGCACACCAUGUGACAGCCCGAUGAGAGAAUGGCACAACAGUUGGCAAGCGGUCGCCAUGGCAGCCGAGGCCGGCCUGGUUCUCAGCGAGAUCCGUCCUUUCGAUCGAGACCGAUAUCAAGGUUACAAAAGCACGGGUUACAGGAGUCAGGAUAAAGGUUUUCACGUGGAAGGCGGACUGAAUCACGUUUUCACCCGAAGCCUGCCAUACACCAUGCCUGAGAAACUCAAAAUGCAGGCCACGAUCGGGAAGGAGACGGUCAGCUUCGAGCUUCCUCAGGAGUUAAGCGAAUAUGUGAACAGGGAUUUUCUUGGUCGACAGUCACGCCAUCCUGUGAAACUUGUCCAGGAGCAGUUGCUCAGAGAGAUCAAAUCCUCAUGGCCCAUGUGUUCAGUGAGCGGCAACUUUCCCGAGUUGCUCAGCUACUCCCAAGACAAACUUCAGGCUUGCGGCUCAAACCUGAGCCCCUCUGAAAUCUACAGGAUCAAGCCCAUUGAGACCCAUCCCCUUGACCAAGGUGGAGCAAACGAGAAGGAUCGCGAGACAGUGGAGGAGCAUCAGUUCUCCAGCAUUAGUUAUAUGCUGCGUCCAUCUAUGUUAAUGCAUGCAGAGGAAAUUGUUCAACGUGAGGAUUUUAGCCCUGGAACCAUUUAUACACUGAGUGGGUUGGUUUUUCAAAGAGUUCCAAUCUGUCCAACCCGCUCCCCUGCUUUCCACCAGCUUCUCCUCGUCGCUGUUUUACCAACCGAAUCCCAGCCUGUCCAGAGCCUGCAGAAUUAUCUGGAAGCUCUGCUUUCUCAUUACGAAGUUUCCUUCGAGAAGAAGGAGCUAGCUGAGGAGUGUCGAGUGUUGCUCAGGUCUCGGGAACGCCACAAUUUUGGCCAAAUAACUUGCGCCCCCGUCCAUCAACCAAAACUCCCGCUUGGUCAAAGCUCCAUUUUGACUUUGCUGCUAAAUCUGGACCAUCUAGCAACCCUGGUCUUCUCGAUUCCUGACUGGCGCCUGCAGUGGACGCCGGACCCGCGUUUCCUGGCAAGGUUUGAACCCGGUAUCCAGGUGCCCGCCCUGUUUCGGCCGUUCUCGCUUUACCCCCCGAGUUACACCCAUGACGUGAGCUUCUGGAUGGAGCCGGACGAAUUCGACGAACUCGAAUUUCACGGGGCAGUCCGCAUCGCCACAUGCGGCGCGGUAAAAGACAUAAAGCUGGUAGACAGGUUCCGCCACCCUCACAUGGGACACGCCAGUCUGUGCUACCGGUUGGCGUACCAGUCGCCAGAUCGUGCCCUGUCCCGCACCCAAGUCCUGGUCUUGCAAAACCAGCUGCGCACACUGCUGCCUUUACGCUUGAACAUCACCCUCCGGUAAAAACUCAAGGAAAACAAGGACAUCACACAAAUACUUCAGUCUGAAGUCAACACGAGGGGAGUCAUACCAAUACCACUUACAUCCCAGGGGUCAUCACCCUUUCUGUUAUUUUUAUUCCAGAGAUCAUGUACGGGUAAUCUAACUCAAAUAAGAUACACUUAAUGAAAUACUUAAUACCAGCCUCCAUGAUGUUUGUUAUUUAGUUACCACCCGAAUACUAAAUAACCAGAUGACGCACACCUUCAUAGGUACACGUGUUCUGUUACACAAAAGGUUGUACAUAACAAUGGAAGUUUUCACAGUCAAAUCCACACCCAGGAUUAAAAAAUAGACUCCUUUGAUGUAAUACGGUUUCACAAAACAACUCCAAGCCGGUAAUAUUCUGCACUUGACUUAAUGAUGCAAACAUGGAAAUCUUCCCGGUCGAACCUGUAAUUUAUUUAUAUUUUGUGCUGGUUCUUAGAAGAUCUUGAUGAGGAUGCUGCAUGAUCUUGUGACUUUUUAUUGAUCACUAUCAAUGGAACAAAACAUGACAAGAGGACGUGGGAAUGAAACGGUCAGGCAGUUAAGCAGAAAGUCUCAUCAUCCAAAAAAUGAUUGUGGUUUUUUCUUUGUUUUAUUUCUCUCUCAGCAUGCUCCUCAACAUGUUCUCUCUCAUAUGACGCAGUUUUAAUUAUCCUACCAAUCCAAGUUUUCAGAUCAGGGGGUUUUGGGGCAUUUCCGACUAUGGCAGCUGUGAUACAACCAAUCUUGAUAAGGCUACAUUCAUUUUUUCUUUGCUAUAUGGGUACCUUUGAUUUCUCUCCAAGAAGACAUGAUUGGGGGGAUUGGAUUUUAUUUAUGAUUGUUUGUAAUAAACAUGCUGCUGAAUACAA
This is a messenger RNA of Silurus meridionalis, 2925 nucleotides long. It is a transcript of the gene fdxacb1, whose product is annotated as ferredoxin-fold anticodon binding domain containing 1. Gene Ontology annotation, molecular function: rRNA (uridine-N3-)-methyltransferase activity. Gene Ontology annotation, biological process: rRNA base methylation. The record is from RefSeq and is a predicted model, not a curated record. Bases 308 to 2050 code for a protein of 580 amino acids. Gene Ontology annotation, cellular component: cytoplasm. Lineage: Eukaryota; Metazoa; Chordata; Actinopteri; Siluriformes; Siluridae. The transcript has 6 exons.